This is a messenger RNA of Pipistrellus nathusii (Nathusius's pipistrelle), 1842 nucleotides long. The record is from the annotation of a GenBank genome assembly. Lineage: Eukaryota; Metazoa; Chordata; Mammalia; Chiroptera; Vespertilionidae.
AUGGCCAAGUUCGAGUGGUGCGCCUUGUGGGGACUCUGCCUCCUGCAGCUGAGCCUGGCGCAGAGGAUCCAUUUGAACGUAACCUGCCGAUACGCAGGCGUAUUCCAUGUGGAGAAAAACGGUCGCUACAGCAUCUCACGGACUGAGGCAGCUGACCUCUGCAAGGCUUUCAAUUCCACCCUGCCCACCAUGGCCCAGAUGGAGAAAGCCCUGAGCGUGGGGUUUGAGACCUGCAGGUACGGGUUCAUAGAAGGGCACGUGGUGAUCCCCCGCAUCCAACCCAACGCCAUCUGUGCCGCAAACAACACGGGAGUGUACAUCCUCACCUUCAACACCUCCCAGUACGACACGUACUGCUACAAUGCUUCAGCACCAGAGAAAGAAGAUUGUGAGUCAAUCACAAGCCUGACCAAUGCCUUUGAAGGAUCAAUAGCCAUAACUAUCGUAAACCGGGAUGGUACCCGCUACACCCAGAAGGGCGAAUACAGAACUAACCCUGAUGACAUCAAUAACAAUACCACAGCUGAGGAAGACUACAAUAGUGGAUCCUCCAGUGAAAGAAGCACUUCAGAGAGCUACAUCUUCCACACCCACUUUCCGACUGCUUAUCCCACCGAAGACCAAGAUAAUCCUCCAGUGUCCUACUUCCCGGAGGAGGAUACCCCCGACCCCAGUACGGAUUCAAAUAUCAUCUCAGCAGGCUGGGCGCCAACGGAAGAAAAUGAAGAUGAAAGAGACAAACACCCCAUUCAUUCUGGAACAGGCAUUGAUGAUGAUGAAGAUUUUAUCUCCAGCACCAUUUCAACCACACCACGGGUUUUUGACCACUCAACACAGAACCGGAAUUGGAGCCAGUGGAGCCCAGGCUUUUUAAAUCCAGAAGUAUCACUUCAGACUACCACAAGGAUGACUGUCACACCAGCCUCAGCUUAUGACACCCAUCCAAAUCAAAGAAUGACAACACCGAGUCAAGAGGACAGUUCCUGGACUUAUUUUUGGGACCCAAUCUCACAUCCAAUGGGACGAGGUCAUCAAACAGAAAGAAGAAUGGAUAUGGACUCCAGCCAUAGUACAACACUUCAGCCUUCUGAAGACUCAAACACAGGUUUGGUGGAAGACCUGGACAGGACAGGACCUCUUCCAGUGACAACUCAGCAGAGUCAUACUCAGAGCUUUUCUACAUCACAUGGAGGCUUGGAAGAAGAUAAAGACCAGUCAAUGAUGUCCACUCCAACAUCUAGCAAUAGGCAUGAUGGCGGAGGUGGAAAUCUUCCUGAAGACUCAGCUACUUCAGUGGAAGGUUAUACUUCUCAUUCCCCAGACACUAAGGAGCACACAACCCUCAUCCCAGUGACCCCUGCUAACACUGAGUCCCCUGGAGUUACUGAAGUUACUGUUGGAGAUUCUAAUGUUAAUGUUGAUGGUCACUUGCCAGAUGAACAAGACCCCAGCCGAAGGCACCCUACCACGAAAGGAUAUGACUCAACCGGACACAACAGAGAUAGUCAAGGAGGUGGGCCCAACACGACCUCGGGUCCUAUGAGGAAACCUCAAAUUCCAGAGUGGCUGAUCAUCUUGGCGUCCCUCCUGGCCCUGGCUUUGAUUCUCGCAGUUUGCAUCGCUGUCAACAGCCGAAGAAGGUGCGGGCAGAAGAAAAAGCUGGUGAUCAAUGGGAAUGGAGCUGUGGAGGACAGAAAGCCAAGUGGACUCAACGGGGAGGCCAGCAAGUCUCAGGAGAUGGUGCAUUUGGUGAACAAGGAGUCAUCGGAGACCCCAGACCAGUGUAUGACAGCUGACGAGACACGGAACCUACAGAACGUGGACAUGAAGAUUGGGGUGUAA